GUCAUUGGAAAGCAAAAGAGUAAAUCUAUUUUGAUUUCACUCGGGAUAGAUUAGUGGGUGUCAAAUGUUACACAAUACUUGACAUAUCCACUGCUGUUAAGCUGGCCGUGGCAAAGGGAUUACCCGAUAAUGAAUCACCAAGCUCUUCAGCCAUUUAAAGGGAAUCAUGCCGCUUCCUUGCCCUGGUGGUACUCUCUUUCCUGCCCGGGACCUUCCUGUGACAGUUCGUGUUUGGAGGUGGAAAACUCCACGCAGAUGUGCAAGCACCGGUUUGACAGCUUUGUGUUCAGCUUCUACCUUGCUAAUUGUUUUCGUGGAUUAUUUGGAUUGUGUAGAAAGCUUUUUCCAAAUCCCCUUUAUUACUGAAGUUAUUGUUGCCAGCAGGAAUAAGAUUAAAGGUGCUUAAGUCUGUAGAGUUGUUUCUAAUUUGUACGUGUCAUUUCAGUGGCAUUUGAACAGAACUCUGUCUCUUCCCCUCCCUGCUCCCCUGUGGUACCGUGCUUGAGCUAGGGCUGAGAAGCCAAGUCAUUGGAAGAAAAUUCAUUUUGUUCCCUAAUUAUUAUGCUGGCGCUCGGGAGAUAAUUUUUCCCUUCAUGCACUGCCAAUUAAUAUGCAAAUGAGCUGAUAAAUAUUUAUACCGUGAUUUAAAUUAUGCAGGGAGCGCUUUCAGUGUACUCUGCAAAUGAAUUGUUCAUGGACUUCAAAGUGCUGGCUGCUGUGCUAACGAGAGGAGAUUUGCAUAAGGCCCUAAUCAGGCGCAUACUGAUUAAGCUUCAUUAUGGAAACUGCCAGCUGCAAUCUUUGUUUCUAUUUUAUUACAAAAAGGGGAACUUUUCACGCUUCAGUCGCCUUGACAAUGUCAGACACAGCUAGUAGGAGAGACUAAAACUCCACAGAGCAACUGAAGUUUCCCUGUUCAGUUGAAGAUUGCUAUGGUGUAACUGAAGUUGUAUUUCUUCCCCCACCUCCCCACUCCCUUUCGUGUUCGGUCGAGAGCAGUAGUGUAGAUUUGAUAGAAAUUGCCAUUCUCCCUUUCCUUGGACUAUCUGAACCUGUAGAGGAUACCACAGCAAUGCUGGACUGCAGCGACUACGUUCUAGACUCAAGAAUGAACAAUCCGUCAGAAACCAGUAAAACAUCGAUGGAGAGUGGGGAUGGGAAUACAGGCACGCAAACGAAUGGCCUGGACUUUCAAAAGCAGCCUGUGCCUGUCGGAGGAGCAAUCUCUACAGCCCAGGCCCAGGCCUUCCUUGGGCACCUUCAUCAGGUCCAGCUCGCUGGAACAAGUUUACAGGCUGCUGCUCAGUCCUUAAAUGUACAGUCUAAAUCUAAUGAAGAAUCUGGGGACUCUCAGCAGCCAAGCCAGCCUUCCCAGCAGCCUUCAGUGCAGGCGGCCAUACCCCAGACCCAGCUCAUGCUGGCCGGAGGACAGAUCACUGGGCUCACGUUGACGCCAGCCCAGCAACAGUUAUUGCUACAACAGGCGCAGGCACAGUUGCUGGCGGCUGCAGUGCAGCAUUCAGCCAGUCAGCAGCACAGCGCUGCUGGUGCCACCAUCUCGGCCUCUGCUGCAACGCCGAUGACGCAGAUCCCUCUAUCUCAGCCAAUACAGAUUGCACAGGAUUUGCAGCACUUGCAGCAGCUUCAGCAACAGAAUCUCAACCUGCAACAGUUUGUGUUGGUGCAUCCAACAACCAACUUGCAGCCAGCACAGUUCAUCAUCUCACAAACACCGCAGGGGCAGCAGGGUCUCCUGCAAGCGCAGAAUCUCUUAACGCAACUACCUCAGCAAAGCCAAGCCAACCUCCUGCAGUCUCAGCCAAGCAUCACCCUUGCCUCGCAGCCAGCAACCCCAACACGCACAAUAGCAGCGACCCCCAUUCAGCCACUUCCACAGAGCCAGUCAACACCAAAGCGAAUUGACACUCCCAGCUUGGAGGAGCCCAGUGACCUUGAGGAGCUUGAGCAGUUUGCCAAGACUUUCAAACAAAGACGGAUCAAACUUGGAUUCACUCAGGGUGAUGUUGGGCUCGCUAUGGGCAAACUCUAUGGAAAUGACUUCAGCCAAACUACCAUCUCUCGCUUUGAAGCCUUGAACCUCAGCUUUAAGAACAUGUGCAAGUUAAAGCCACUUCUGGAAAAGUGGCUCAAUGAUGCAGAAAACCUCUCAUCUGAUUCAACUCUCUCCAGCCCAAGUGCCCUGAAUUCUCCGGGGCUGGGGAGUGAAGGCUUGAACCGUAGGAGGAAGAAACGCACCAGCAUAGAGACCAACAUACGUGUGGCCUUAGAGAAGAGUUUCCUGGAGAACCAAAAGCCUACCUCGGAUGAGAUCACCAUGAUAGCUGACCAGCUAAACAUGGAGAAGGAGGUGAUCCGCGUUUGGUUCUGUAACCGGCGCCAGAAGGAGAAAAGGAUCAACCCACCCAGCAGUGGUGGAACCAGCAGCUCGCCCAUCAAAGCAAUUUUCCCUUGCCCAACCUCACUGGUGGCAACCACGCCAAGCCUUGUGACUAGCAGUGCAGCUACAACCCUGACUGUCAAUCCUGUGCUCCCUCUGACCAGUCCUGCUGUAACUAGUCUGUCAGUCACAGGGACAUCAGAAACCACCUCCAACAACACGGCAACAGUGAUUUCAACAGCACCUCCAGCUUCUUCAGCAGUGACAUCACCUUCCCUGAGUCCUUCCCCUUCUGCCUCAGCCUCCGCUUCAGAGGCAUCCAGUGCCAGUGAGACCAGCACAACACAGACAACCUCCACUCCCUUGUCCUCCCCUCUUGGGACCAGCCAGGUGAUGGUAACGGCAUCAGGGUUGCAAACAGCGGCAGCAGCCGCGUUACAAGGAGCUGCACAGUUGCCUGCAAAUGCAAGUCUUGCUGCCAUGGCUGCUGCAGCAGGACUAAACCCAGGCUUGAUGGCAUCCUCACAGUUUGCAGCUGGAGGUGCCUUACUCAGUCUCAAUCCAGGGACAUUAGGUGGUGCUCUCAGCCCGGCCCUGAUGAGCAACAGUACACUGGCAACUAUUCAAGCUCUUGCAUCUGGUGGCUCUCUUCCAAUAACAUCACUGGAUGCAACUGGAAACUUGGUGUUUGCCAAUGCUGGAGGUACUCCUAACAUCGUAACUGCCCCUCUGUUCCUGAACCCUCAGAACCUUUCUCUGCUCACCAGCAACCCGGUUAGCUUGGUCUCUGCAGCUGCAGCCUCCGCGGGGGCCUCUGGACCAGUCGCCAGCCUUCACGCCACCUCCACCUCAGCUGAGUCCAUCCAGAACUCUCUCCUCACGGUGGCCUCUGCGAGCGGGGCCACGUCCACCACCACUACUGCCUCCAAGGCACAGUGAGCCGGGCUGAGCUGUGCUGCCAGCAGCCUGUUUCACUGUGCGGUGGGAUUGGCUGCCAGCGGGGUUUAUAAACUGAAAAUGUGAUGGGCAUCCUCUCGCCGUGUUGCUGGGGACAAGGGAGAGAAGGAAAAGAUAUAAAAAACAAAAGCAAAACAGGAAGGAUUUAAAGCUGGGACAGACGUUUGCCUAAUUUUAUAAUAAACACUGUCUUUUCAGGAUCGCUUCAUGGAUCGGAGAACUUUCUAACCAAAAAUGUAAAAAAAAAAAAAAAAACCAUAAAAAAAAUCAAAAAAACAAACAAACAAAAAAAAAACAAAAAACCACAAAAAAAGUGAAAGGACUACUUAUCAUUUCCAGCAGUCACAAUGACAAGUUAAGGUGGGUUAUCAACUCAAACAUAGGAAGGGGAUUUCCUGCUUCUUUUUGGUCUAAAUAUCUUUCUUUUUUAAUUAUCAUUUUAUAGGUCUGUUGUACAGGCCAUUAUGUCAUACAAGGUGUUUAUAAUCGUAUCAAUUGUGUUGGGGGUUCCUUUCUUAACUGGUACAAUUUAGGCAGGCCUGUAUUACUGGUGUAUCUCUAUUAUUAUUAUUAUGAUUAUUAUUAUUAUUAUUUUUAUAUAUAUAGUUUGGACGCGUUUGUCUUUUGCUCCUGGAUUAUAUUCAGUGAGCUCCCACACCACGGGGGGAGGGCGGGAAGGUGGAGAGGAAGAAUGGAGCACAAAUAGACUUUCUGUCCUCAUCUUCUGGGAACGUUCUGAACAGUUUCCUCAUCUCUGAAUUUGUCUAAUGGUUACUUGUAGGGGUCAGAAAAAUUUCUGUUCAUCAUUGUUGCAGGAAGCUUGGUGUAGCAGUAGAGAUCAUUGUGUGCAAACUUCCAGGCUGGUCUAUGCUUCUUAAGCAAAGGUAGGAAUUAGUUCUGAACCGCAGUUCUCUUUCUCUCAAUUAUUUAGACAAAAUGGCCAAAUUCUGCUCUUAGCUUUGUGUGCAUGGGUCCUUUUUAUGCCAGAGCGUAGGAUUUGACCUCCCGAGUCUAGAUUGUGUGACAUGCCGAUGGCUCUUCUGUUCUAUUGAUUUGAUUUUGCUGUUGAGAGCAUACACAAAUACUUAAAAACACGUUACCCAAGCUAAUUGGCAGCAUGUAAAGCAGCAUUUUCAGUCCUAGACUCCCUUCGGGUGAACUGGUACAGGACUUUAAGAGGUCAGAUUCUCCCUAUUCAUAGCAAUAUUCCUUUUCCGUUAACUCUGAUGCUUCCAACAUUGCAUUUAGGAAAAAACUUCCUCAUAAAAAAGUGCUCUGGCUACAAAACACAGAAGCCAACGAUCUGAGAACAGAAGUUACCAUCGUUUAUGCCAAUGCAAUUGAGCUGACUCUGGGGCUUUGCACAUACCUGGGUCAUCUUGUGUAGUGUCUGAGCUGUGAUGCUGCUAGCGAUGUAAAAAUGGCAGUGAGCAUGUCUGACCAGAGCCGCAGGGCUUGCCUGCCACCGUAACUAUCUUUUCAAGGUUGAUUCUGAUCCACGUAGCAAACGGCAUUUACAUGGAUGAGGAAGAGUACUGAACUGUACCGAAGUUAGAUCUGUAUAUUCUUAAAUAUACAAUCUAUCUAGUAUCUGAACCAAAAAAAAAGAUUUUUAAAAAGAGAAGACUGGAUCACUGCAAUGCAGUUCACUUUGAACUUUCCAUUCCUGAUGGAUUGAAGGUUUAAGAUUUAAAGGUUUCUGCCAUGUGUAUAAAACUAAACUACUUUUAGCUAGCAGGGGUAUUAGAAGAGUCCCUUUCCCCCACCCCCUUUUCUUUUGUCACCAGAGUGUCCUAAAAUAAUGAGCUGAUGCAGCUAUGUUCAUUUUGUUGAUGAUUCAGGGGGAUCCUGGAGCUUCUCAUCCAAGAUCCGGAAGGCAGCAACUUUAAACUUUACAUAUGCUUUGGUUUGUGACCUGAGCAUGUGAGAUUUGUGUUUGCACUCAAGUGGCAGAACCCCUUACCUUUCCCCCCACCACCAUGGUUUUGCUCUGUUCAACUCUAACUCUCCACCUUCCUGUUUUACUGAAUAUUUAAACCAAUUAUCCCUAAAACUUCAAAACUAGUGAACUGCAAGCAGGGAAACUAACAAAUGUCCGUCCACCGUUUCUAAUGUGUUUUUGAUUUUUUUAUGUUUUAUUUUUUUAAAACUAAGCUUGAACCAAAGUCAAUUUCUAGCAAGCUGCUGUACUAAUGGACUAGUUUGUAUAAGUGCAGUUCAGAUGCAGAGAGGCGAUAGAUGCUACUGACAAUUUCUUUUUCAUUUGUCUCUUGUUUUUAUUAAUUUUAUAUAAAAGUUGCUGCUUGUUUUUAAUCUUUUUUUUUUCUUUUAUUGGUUGGUUGGUAAUUUGUGUUAUCCUUGGGGCAGACUCUUAACUUGAUUUUAAUUUGUUUUCUUUUGUUUGAUGUGUAAAUAGAAUGGCAAUGUCAGGGGAUUGCUAAUCCAACAGGUCCCACCCUCAUCCCACCAGUAUGGAUAAAUCUGAGUAUUUUUGCUCUAUGACUUCAGGCUGUGCAGGAGACUUUUAGGGCUAGGAAUAAUCCUCAGAAACGGAAAUGGCCCAGAGUAAUAGCUUCAGAGCCGUAAAAGGUAUAGCUGGGUGAGCUUCAGGGAGGUAGGGAAGAAGUGGAAGAGGAGGUGCUGGUGCCAACUAUGUUGGUCUGAAGGCCAUAGCACAGACCACAGUUUCUACCAAAGGAAUGCAAGUCCCUGGGACUUGAGUUCAGUGAAGUAAGAGGAUGGGGAAACGUUCGUUCCUGACUCUGAAAGUUCCCGCUUACUUUCACGCCUGUGCAAAAAUACCACUUAUCAGGAAGCUUUUUUUGUUGCAGGGAGGAUACGACCGGUCGUUUCUCCGGUGUAUCCUCUAUUCCCUAAGGGUUUUGUGGUGGGGUGGGGGGCAUGAUCCUUGCAUAUAUGUAGGAAACACAAAGAAAGGUGGGCCUUAAAUCAGCGGAAAAUCCUCUCCACAGUUCAAAGAGACUGUGCCAUUAGCUGUCUGAAUGAGUUUUCAUGUCCCAUUCUUGCUGGUUUGUGGUUGGGAGAGGGUCUUGUUGAGUACAUAUCUGGAACACUAAUGCAGCUUGGAUGGUUUAUUUAUUAUAAAAAUCUGCUUUUUUUCCUGACUACCUUUGCAUUGGUCACAUGGCUUUGGUGUGAGCACCUUAUAUCCCCUUACCCUCCUCCUCUCUACCCUGUCAACCUCUCUGGGGCCCAGAUUCCAGGGAAUUUCUUAGCAAGUCUUUUUCUGAGAGAAACUGGAAGCGCAGAGUAGCCGCAUAUCCAGGAAGUGUUUGGUAUUGCUUGCAGAAGCUGACAUAACACCCAGACAGCACAUAUCCUGUGGUGUUUAUUACCAGUGUCCUCUGAUUCAUUGUCCUAAAACAUCCCGAUAAUUGACUCCUGAGGCCUGCUUUUCAUCCCUAGCAGUGUUUUGUCUCAUGGAUGCUGGCUAUCUCCAGUGUUUAGGUGAAAUCAAAUUGGCAGUGGAUGUACAUCUGCCUAGAUAUAACACGUAUGCUCCUUCAGAGCAUGAAAGGAAUAUGAGAUCAUGUACUAGAAUUUAGCAGAAGGGUCUUUUUUUAAAUCAUGAUCAUGCUGACAGCAGAAAUUGAUGCAUCUGAAAAGAGACAAUAUCAAUUGUAUGUAGACCUAGUAAAUACAGUCAAAAGGAAUUUCAUAGCAUGUUAGGAAAGGAUAAUAGCAUCUUUUUUUCAAAGCUCCAUGUCUCCAUAUUUAAAGAUGUGUGGGUUGCCUUUCAUAGCUGAAAGCAUGCCAAAGUACAUAUGCAGGAAAAGAGAAGGUGAAGAACUCUCUCAUUAUAUAUAGCCAAGGACAGUUAGCUCAAAAAGAGAGAGAUUUACAGAGACACAAAUACCGAUAUGCCCUGAAGGUCAAGAACAAUUUAGGAAAUGGCUUCAGGGUGUGAGGGUGUUGUAGGCUGGUGAUGAAAUUCCUGCUGGCGUUAAGAAAAUGUAUUCCAGUUUGGCUUUAGCACACUUGAUCUCCUUAGAACACACUUUCUGUAGUCACCGUAGAAUGAUUCAUGAAGAGCUCAUAGAAAGUGCACACAGAUACAGCGGCUUACAAGAGUCACAUCUGUCUAUGUAAUCUCCUUAAGAGGAUUUGUUUUGUUUCUGAGUUACUGUGCAGUGUUAGUCUAAGCACAUUUUUAGCAUUUCCUCCGAGGUGGUGCCUGUGUGCAUGCACUCGGUUGUUGGGGAGGUACCACGCUUGUUACAUGCACAAGUACCUCAUUCAUAAGAGUGUUUUUUCCCCCAGCCCAUAGGCUAACUUGUGGGUAACUUACGAUGACACAUCACUGCUCUGCUCCUUCUCAAGAUCCUCUGCUUCAGUAAAUAGUUGUCGAAACACAAGUUAAAUUGGAUUAAAAAAGUCAUUUUACUAUGAAUGGGAAGUCUGUGUUCGGCUGAACCAGCAAGGAGAGCAUGCUGAGAAGUUAGUUGGAUUUUCAUGUAGGAAUGUGCUGCUGCUGUUUCUCAGUACUUUGGUUUGAGUGCUGGUGAGGUUAUCUCGUAAGAGAAAACAAAAAUGCUAGAACAUUAAGAGGAAAACGUAUAUUCUGAUGGCUGAAAUUGUAGACAUUUUAGGACAUCAGAAGCUUCAGAUGUGAAUUUUCUCUUUAAAUGAACAAGCUGACAAAGAGAUUUUCAGUGGAAACAGUAUAGCUCCUGAUGCAUUUGGAACUACAGUUUGUGAUUUUUGCACCUCCUGAGUUAAUCAGGGAGAUGCCAACACUGAGCAAAGGAAGCUAUCUGCUGAUCUUACAUACAAGUUCUCUCAUAGUAAGGUAGCUUUUAAUUUGAGCAAGAACAAUGCACUCCUUCUACUUUUACCCCUUUUCUUAUUUUAAUCUUACAUACUUAACAGUGAGCAUUAAAUGUAGACAAAGAUUUGAUGCUUCUGAUCUUUUGGUAUCUUGCCAAAAUCUUUUAGGAUAAUUAAUUCCUUAAAAAAAGCAUAGAAAGAACCGGUUUUGCUCAGGGGGCAGUAAGAGAAUGGCUGUUACCAAAACACGUUAGAGAAAAUUCUCCAUGUGCAUCCAUGCCUACAGUUGUGUAAUAGAAAAUUUUGUUUGGUUGGUUUUUUUUACUUCUUUUGGAACUAUAACCUAAUGUUAUGAUUCAUUUUAAUGUUUAAAUGUCAACCUCUGGAAAGCCUUGUGGUGUGCUUUGGCUCAGCACACGUUUCUGCAGUUGAGUUACUGAAGGAGUCAGCAGAGUUAGUUCCUGGACUAUGUGUACAUUCCUGCAGAGCGGCAUUCUUUAGAAGAGAAGUUCCCUCUUUCUUUGUUACAGAUGGAGGAGAACCCGUUACAGCUGGAGCCGUGACAGAGAUGCUAAGCCAAAGCAACAUCUAAUUUACCUUAAACAUCAAUUGAUAUUUUCUUAGAUAAAAAUUUACUUUACAAAAUCAUCUGAGAGAGACAAGUAGCUUCUCAUGUUCGUUAGAGUAUUUUAGGACAGAGAGUCCAAACUUUCAAUGAUACUGGUUUUAAACAAGACGUUUAAAAUGCAGAUCUAUUUAUUGCCACAUUAACUUUAUUAAGAGUCACUAUUACCCUAUUCCUGUUCUGCCUGAAACGGCACAACGAUGUUUAUCCAUAGGGCUUGGAUAUAGCUGUUGGAUGUACACCUGACUGUUGCCUAGGGUGGAGUGCUGUACCAAAGGAGUAAGCUCGCCUGCUGCCCCACUGGGUUUGUGGCUGUCAGUCCUCACAUAGCCCACUCAAAUUCCUUUAUAUUUUUGCAACCAAUACCUCCUACUUCUCCCUCCCUUUCCAGAAUACUAUAGCAAUACAAAAUUCAAGAUGCAUACCUUGCAGAGUCAUCAUACCUGUUCAGUCAUUAAAUCUCACUCCUGUUGCUGCUCAUGAGUCCUUCUCUUCUUUCCAGCGGGGAGACCCCUAAAAUACUUUAAAGAUUUUUGACAGAGGAGGCUUUGUUGUAAAGUUAUUGACUCACAGUUUGUAAUUUCUUAAAAUGUUCAUAUCUUUGGCUCCGUGAUCUGAAAGGGUACCUGGUUCCCUGUAUGUCAGUGCUUACUGACAUAGUAUUGUCAGUAUGCAGUAGGAAGUAGCUGCAGUGCUUUGGGAAUGAUGAAGCGAUUCCCAUACUUGCAUAUUUACAUAGACAAACACACAGAGUAAUGCAUGAAAAAGAACACGGUAUUUGUUCAGCUUACCCAUCUUCAUCAGAUCCCAGGACGCUCAUGCUCUGAGCUUUUACCCUGGUGGGAUGCUGUUAGGAGAGUGUUAGGAAGAUUGCACUGGAAUUACAAAUAGUUCAACUGUGGGAGAAGAGAAGGGACACCUUUUAGUCGAGUCGACAAAUAAGCUCAGCAUGUAGAACGUAUCAGGUACUUCUUUUCUGACCAUAUUCCUAAACCCAAAGCAACUACUGGGCUUUGUCUUGGGGCUGCUUUUAGCUCUGGCAGCGAUACACUGCUAAGAACCGUCCGUAACUGGAAUAAUCUGGGCCCCCUCCCUCCCUUACUCUCUCCUCUCUCCCUCCUUGUUCCUUCCCCCAUCUUCCCUCAGCGAAAGGUAGCACCAUACAGCUCUGAGAACAAUACUUGUGGGUAGCAACUGGCUUCUGGCACCUUCAUAAAAUACCUCAACAUAGCUUAGCAUUGUCGCAGAACUGGUUUUAAACUGAAAAAAUCAGAAGAGAAAAGCAAACUUUAUAAAUAGUGGAGAUAAUUCUAGCUGUAGAGUUUAGUUGAACUGAUGUUUAUGAUUGAUAAACAUGAUUAUGCUGUAUGUAUUUGAGAUCCUGUUUAUAGGUUACAACUUUAUAGGGUUGGGUGGGGGUGGGAUGGAUGUUUGGGGCAGAGAAGGGGGUUGACUGUGUUAGAAGGAAAAUGUUUGCUCAUGAAUUUUUUUCCUUGUAUCUGUCUUGCCAAAGGAAACAUUUUGUCGCUCCUGGGUUUGGGAUUGUUGUUUGGUUGGUUUAUCUGUGGUCUAAUCUGCAGCACAGCACGUGGUGGCAUGCAGGUUACUGAUUGGGUUGCUGUUCAGGGUCCUUUCGAGUGUGCGCACACUUCCCUCCCUCUUGGCCUUUCCUUGCCCUUCGCUGGGAUCUAAAGAUGAGGCAACGCGUAUCCGGGAGGCUCAGGGGAAAGAAGAUGGCUGUACUGGGUUAGAAUCAACCUAGGUGGUGUAAAUCCAUUUCAGUUAGUUGAGUUGCUCCAGAGCUGAACUGGGUCGGUUGCGUUUAACUUCGGGGAGGGAGAAGAAUGGUUGUCGCAUCUUAAUCUAUCUGGGAGAGCAAAAGUGAAACAGGUUCCUUUUAUCCCCCUUGUCUUGUUACUGAAUGUAGGGCUUGUAGUGCUUGAUAAUAGGUGGAAAACUUUUUAAACACUUCCUUUUUCUAAUAGCAAUGCUAAUCCUGUCUAGACCAAAAACUAUGAAAGAAAAAACCAAACUGAGAAGUGAAAGCUAACCUACUCCUAACACCUGGCUGGUAUGCCCGAAAGGGUGGAAAUACUGUGAGACAGUCGUGGGAGAGGAGCUUCGAGGGGUUGUUGGCGAGGGAGUGGGUCGUUCUCCUGGCAUAUGUCUUGGUGGUGUGGUGGGAGUAGCAGAAGAGCGAGUGGUUAUUGCCUUGGGAGGGUGUUGCAGCCCCCUCCAUCUGGACUCCAAGGCUCCCUUCUCAUUUCCCUUCAAGGCGGACGGAACGGGCGGAGAAGGGAGGGGUGUGCAUGGGUGUGUGUGCAAGUGCGUGUGCGCCUGGCUGUGCGUGGUGGUCAGGAGAGGUGGGUUUCUAAAGGAGCUCGACUCCACUGGGGCGGGAGAAUUCCCAGUGGCCUCGUAGGGAACCAAAGGCACUGAGAAGUUGUCAGCUCUGCUGUUCUCGGAGCGGGUAAGAGGAAAAGCUGGGUGGGGUGGUUUUGAGCUUUGGGUCAGUGUCCCUUCCUGUAAGGACCUCGUCUCUUGUGGGUGCUCCUGCCUGUUCUGCGCAGAGUUGCUUUGGCUCUGUGCUGACAAACGGUGUGGGGACUUGCCCAGUGCUGCAGGUCCGAGGCUGAUGUUGGGAUACAGUCAGGGAAAACUGUUUCUUUCCUUCGAAUGUGGAAGCAGUGUAGUCCAAGGUCAGAGUCUGUUCAACAGCUUUUGUGUACGGUCUUUCUCUUAAGGGAGGGACCUUGAAGACUCCUUUCUUUGCUCCCCAAAGUAGCCUUGUACAUGUUCAUGUAUCGUGCUAUUGGGCUGAGUUGUUUUAUCAGUGAACUUGGUGAGCUCUUGUGAAGAAAGGGAGGGAGGAAGGGGGAGAGGUGGGUUGUCCAGCUACCCUUCCUCCGGACACCAAUCGGGUUGCAGAACUUCACUGAAAGCUUUACUAAUAGAAUUGUUGUUCUGACAUUAUGUAAAAGUGGUAUUAAUAUUGUGUGACUUUUCAAAGAGCUAGUUAGAUUUAUAGAUAGGUAAUAGGGAUUUUGAAGAAAUGACUUCUCAAAGAAAAGAGCACUUGGAACAAAAGAAGUGGAAAACAAGGUGUGCUUUAAGGAAAACAAAUCUGAGGAAGGAAAUGAAACAGCUUGUGGGAGGCGAGGGAAGAUGAUACCCUUUGGCGUUCCUUAGUGCUGCUGAGGCUCAGCCCCAGAACUGGAACAUACCCCCUCUGCCUUAUUUCAUCUCUCUACCAAACAGGACAUUGUCAAGUAGCUCAGACCAAAAUGCUGAUCUGUCUUAAAACUGUGUCGGUCUGCUGGUGAAUAUUCACCGGCAGAGCUUUACAUAAAACCAUGAGAUACUUAAUUUAUCACGUUAGCAUCCCCUUUCCUCCCCAAAUUUUCUCAUCUGUUGUAGGCCCCACUUCAGGAUUUGAACUGCCUUUGCUGAAUUUUGUAGCAGCAGCUACUUGAGCCCUAUUCCCUGAACGUGGUAGCUUUGUGUGCGGAUGAUGCUGGCAUGUUGCAGUGCUCUAGAAAUCUGAAAUGAUUGAAACGGAAGGAAUCCCAAGACCAUGGCGAUGGCGUGCCGAGGGGCAAACCGUGCAGGUCGCACAUCCCCCUUGAGCAAGAGCACCCGUGACAGUGUCCCGAGAACAAGGCAGUUGAGACAAACCCUUUAGUUCUUCCCCCAUUCACUCUCCACGUGUCGGCCUCUGUGACCCCGGUGCUCCCUGCACCCGAGCGAGUCCGAGGGGAAAGCGCAACGCGAAAGACUUGGAGAUCAGCGCCGCUCCCCGCGAGUUCUGGGGAGCUGGCACGGGCCUCCCUGCGAGGCGGGGAAGGGAAGGGAUCGCUGCAGACCCGCGGGCGGUUUGCAGGGUCUGGAGCAGCGCUGGUCCCCUCGCGUGCCAGCCCUCUCUGGGAAGGACCCAUGCAGUGGUAGCUGCUUCGUCCCCGCCAGUGCUAUUGUUCCAUUUCCUUCCUCUGUGGUAGUAUCUAAGGCUAGGUGUGAGUAGGUGUGGGGUGUUUAUCCGCCACAGGUACAGGAGCUGUCGUAUACCUCAUUUCUAACUCGUAACUGAGUAACUUGCUUUAACUUUCUCCAAACCCUACAGAGUUGCCAAGUCUGCCCUCCCUCCUUUGAUUAACACUGAACUCUGGCCUAUAGCACCCCGUGACCUGCAACCUGGGGAGUGACCCCCUAAACGCCUCUGAAUGUCGCUGCUUAAAAGCUACUGCAAAGUGAGGGCAAAUUGCAAUCGUACCUUUAUUUCCUUUGGUUACAAGGGGUCCUCUUGGUUAGUCUGUGAAUAUCCACCCCCUUCCCUCCACUCUCCGCGGAAAAGGGCUGCCCGCACUGCCUUUCCCACCCUAGGGCAGCGGGGCUGCGCUGAGCUCCGGGGCCCGGAGGCACGCUCGGCCCAGUGCUGCACACGUGCUACUCACUUUGUAACAUGACCAAAAAAGGGAAACAAAAACAAAAAAGGAAAAAGGAAAAAAAAAAAAAAGAAAUCUCCAGAUAUUUAAUUUUCUUCUUUAUUAUUUGACAAUCCUGUAUCCCUUCCCCUGCUCCCCAACCUGGCCAGAAGCUGCAUCCUUAACCCGGUCCAUCUUUAUUUGAAUGUAGUUCCCCUACCCCCCCAUGGGAAAGAGAAGCUUUGUCAGGUCACGGAGGCUGCUAUAAGUCGGGAGGGGGAGGUUUCUUUGUUUUGUUUUGUUCUUUUAAAAUUUCCAGCCAAAACCAAAGAUUUCCUAAUGAUUGUAUAAACUCAAAACAAACAAACAAACCAAAGACAAAGGGCGUCUUCAGCACCAAGCCCACCUGCGAGGCCGGGCCUGGCCGGGGUGAGGGUCUCUGAGCCCUGGCCCAGGGGCUGCCCCAGGCGAGGGGACGCUGCCCCGGGCCAGCCUCCAGAGUGCCCUGGGCACAGACUCAUGGGCCCGGGCGCUGGGAGGGGGCGGCCUUGGGCUUCGCAGGUGGGUUGAGGAGCUGAAGACUUGGGUGCAGGAUUGGCUGCUCUGCUGGGUGCUUUAACCCUCUGGGGGCUGGGUGAUGUUGAUUAAUACACGCUGAGGUGCACUUCUGAGCUUCCCCCCUCCCCCCGUCACUGCUUGGAAGAGGCUGUCCUGUGUGAGAAAUCCCUGAAAGAAGAAAAAAAAAAAACAGCUUUUCAUUUCUCCUCUAGUUCCUUUUUUCUAGAUUUCUUUUCUUUUUGCAGCACCACUGUGCAACUAUGCAUUGUAUUUCUCAACCUUUUAUGCUAGGUAGAUGCCUGUGACUUUUUAACUUUUGGGGGGGGGUUGCAAAUGGAGGAACUUUUUACAUGGAUCUUUUUAAUCUCAGUUGAUUGGGGGGUGUUUGGUUCUAGGGUCA
Molecule: messenger RNA, 14144 nt
Organism: Strigops habroptila (Kakapo)
Lineage: Eukaryota; Metazoa; Chordata; Aves; Psittaciformes; Psittacidae
Gene: POU2F1
Product: POU class 2 homeobox 1
Exons: 16
Coding region: 1073-3337 (754 amino acids)
Biological process (GO): regulation of transcription by RNA polymerase II
Cellular component (GO): nucleus
Molecular function (GO): RNA polymerase II cis-regulatory region sequence-specific DNA binding; DNA-binding transcription factor activity, RNA polymerase II-specific
Source: RefSeq, a predicted model, not a curated record